UUGUUUUAAUAUCAUUUUACACCAAACGUUUACAGGAUCUAAUGGUCGGCGAUGAAGCAUCUCAAUUGCGUUCCUUACUAGAGGUGUCCUAUCCUAUGGAAAAUGGUGUUGUACGUAACUGGGAAGAUAUGUGUCACGUAUGGGAUUACACUUUUGGACCCAAAAAAAUGAACAUCGAUCCAACAAAUACAAAAAUUUUACUGACAGAACCGCCAAUGAAUCCGACUAAAAAUCGAGAAAAAAUGAUUGAAGUUAUGUUUGAAAAAUAUGGUUUCGAUUCAACCUAUAUAGCUAUACAAGCAGUGCUAACAUUAUAUGCGCAAGGUCUGAUAUCCGGUGUUGUUAUAGAUUCCGGUGAUGGUGUUACACAUAUAUGUCCCGUUUAUGAAGAGUUUGCACUGCCGCAUUUGACAAGACGUUUGGAUAUUGCUGGACGUGAUAUCACACGGUAUCUAAUUAAGUUACUUUUAUUACGUGGUUAUGCUUUUAAUCAUUCCGCUGAUUUUGAGACUGUACGUAUGAUGAAAGAGAAACUAUGUUAUAUUGGUUAUGAUAUUGAAAUGGAACAGAGAUUAGCGUUAGAAACAACAGUUUUAGUGGAAUCAUAUACGCUGCCGGAUGGUCGUAUAAUUAAAGUUGGUGGUGAACGUUUCGAGGCGCCAGAAGCCUUAUUCCAACCGCAUUUAAUUAAUGUUGAAGGGCAAGGUAUUGCUGAGUUAGUGUUUAACACAAUACAAGCAGCUGAUAUUGAUAUGCGUCCAGAAUUAUAUAAGCAUAUAGUACUUUCCGGUGGCUCAACUAUGUAUCCAGGUCUUCCUAGUCGUUUAGAGCGUGAAAUUAAACAAUUAUAUUUGGAGCGUGUGCUGAAGAAUGAUAUUGAUAAACUAGCGAAAUUCAAAAUACGCAUUGAAGAUCCACCAAGAAGAAAGGACAUGGUAUUCAUUGGUGGUGCUGUGCUGGCUGAAGUAACAAAAGAUCGUGAUGCAUUUUGGAUGUCGAAGCAGGAAUAUCAAGAGCAAGGAUUAAAAGUAUUACAGAAGUUAACGAAAAUUACGCAGUAGUGG
This is a messenger RNA of Teleopsis dalmanni, 1064 nucleotides long. RefSeq names its product actin-related protein 2-like. Gene Ontology annotation, biological process: Arp2/3 complex-mediated actin nucleation. Bases 42 to 1061 code for a protein of 339 amino acids. Lineage: Eukaryota; Metazoa; Arthropoda; Insecta; Diptera; Diopsidae. The transcript is spliced from 5 exons. Gene Ontology annotation, cellular component: Arp2/3 protein complex; actin cortical patch. The record is from RefSeq and is a predicted model, not a curated record. Gene Ontology annotation, molecular function: actin filament binding.